AAAAAAAGAAGAGAAGCCAACUCAUCUGACACAAGCUGUGGGCCAAAGAAAGGGGAAGAGAAGGAGCGGCAGUGUCCUGAAUGAGCGGAAAAUCAAAGCUGGAGGAGCAGAGAGAAGGACUACCAAAGAACUUUUGCACAACUGAAGAGAAGGAAAACUCAGGAGGGACCAAAAGGGAACAAGAUGUUGACGGCGUCCUCUGAAACCAGCUCUGAGGAUGUCUACAGCCGCAGCUUCUGGAUGCCUGGGAACUAUCAGCGCACAGUGAAGCGCACAGAAGACGCUUUCCAUGCCUGUAAUGACAUGGUGGCGUGCUUCCAAGAGCGCGCUCGGCUGGAGAGGCAGUACGCUCAGCAGCUCAGUGAAUGGAGCAACAAGUGGAAACCAGUGGUGGACUCCAGUCCACUCUACGGGUCUCUUCUGAAGGGCUGGCAGUGUUUCAUGUCCUCCGCUGACCGGCUGGCCUCCUUACACGCCUCCAUCUGUCGCUCCUUGGUGUUGGAAGACGGAGACCAGGUCAGGACCUGGCAGAAGGACACUUUCCACAAAAAAUUAUUUGGAGGAUUCAAGGAGUCGCAAGACAUCGAGAGUGGGUUUGCACGCACCCAGAAACCAUGGGCCAAGCGGCUUAAAAAGCUAGACAAAGCCAGGCGGGCGUACCACAAGGUGAGCCGAAAGGAGCACGCAGCCAGGGAACGAGAAGCACACGCUCAGGGAAACCCGGACGUCGCCCUGGACAAACAGAAGAAGAUCCAAGAGGAGAGGGAGCAGGUUCAGCAGGAGGCUGAGAAGGUUCGAGCCCGAUACGAAAAAAUUUUGGAUGAGGUCAACCGCUAUGUCCCCCGCUACAUGGAGGAGAUGGAGACCAUCUUUGACCAAUCCCAGGAUGAAGAACGCAAGAGGAUUGUGUUUCUCAAGCAGACCUUCCUCUCCAUUCACAAACACCUGGACGUUACAAACAAUGAAAGUGUGAGAGCUGUGUACAGUGACCUGCACAACACGCUGAUGGCCAUCGACGAGCAGGAGGACCUUCGCUGGUGGAAAAACACCUAUGGGCCUGGCAUGCCCACCAACUGGCCUCACUUCCAGGAAUGGACACCUGAAAAGAAAACUAAAAAAGGGAAGAAAGAAGUGGAAAAGCAAGCAAAAAUAGAGAAGAGUGUGAUGAUUGGAGGAGUACGAGUAAGAGCUUUGUAUGACUAUGUGGGCCAGGAGACAGACGAGCUCUCCUUUAAAGCAGGUGAGGAGUUUUUGAAGAUUGAAGAUGAGGAUGACCAGGGAUGGUGUCGGGGGAUGAAGGACGGUGGGUGGGAGGGGCUUUAUCCAGCCAAUUACGUGGAAGUGGUAUAGUGGAAUGCAGACAGAAUGUUAGGAAUUUCCAAAAGGCAUGGUUCUGUGUUUCACAGAGACACAGAGAUCAUUUCUGUAGAGGUCGACACCAAAGCUUUCAGGCUCGCAACCUUUCGAAGGACACAAUGUUUCAGUUCAUUCAGAAUGCAUCAAAUCAAUAUGUUAAGAAUGCUUUAAUAUAAGGAAUCCAUGCUGGAAUGUAAAGGUGCACCGACACGUGUGGUGAGUUCAGAAUCACCGUUUUUAUUUUUUAGAUUUAUUUUUUGUAUACAGUCACAAACAUGCUGACAGAGUAAAAUGAGAUCAGCUAUAAAACACACAAAAAAAAGCUUUUCUCUUUUGUUUUUGUUGUUAAAAAAAAAUCUGUUUUACCUGUUUAAUGUACUUUCGGGUAGAAGUUUCAGUUACUACAUUUUAACUAUUAUUUUUUUCAUCAAAAGAUGUUUUUCACCGUCAUUUGAAUGAUAAAUAAACAUCUUAAAGACGUAACUUGAUGCUGGGUUUUAACUCAUGGGCUGUUUUUUAACAUUUCCUUUCAACAGAAGUGACAUUUUUAUUAUACUCUGAUUCAGUGGAUCACAGAGAUCUUAACAUUGUGAUUAGGAUCAUGUCAGCAUCUGCGCCAGGUCCAAACAUGUUGCAGACGCGGUGCGCAACACUCAGAUGAGACUGAUAAUUGCUGUUUGCCAUCAGAUGUUUAGUCUCAUCCUUUCAGUCCAGAUAAGGGUUGGAAUGAAAAAUGCUGUAUGUAUGUCUGUAAAUAAAACAAAACCACCAAAGUAAGAAAACUUCCCAGGAAAACCCUUUUUGUCUUUAAUUUCAAAGAUAAAUAAAUCUGUUCUUGUCUUGCAAACUGACUGAAUUUCCAAACAGUUUGGGGAAUAAAUUUGCAGCUCAG
Oryzias latipes (Japanese medaka) is the source of this 2248-nucleotide messenger RNA. Its product is annotated as protein kinase C and casein kinase substrate in neurons protein 3. Gene Ontology annotation, biological process: plasma membrane tubulation; regulation of endocytosis; cytoskeleton organization. Gene Ontology annotation, molecular function: protein binding; phospholipid binding. NCBI's taxonomy places the organism in Eukaryota, Metazoa, Chordata, Actinopteri, Beloniformes, Adrianichthyidae. The record is from RefSeq and is a predicted model, not a curated record. Gene Ontology annotation, cellular component: cytoplasm; plasma membrane; endosome.